UCCAAUUGCGCGCCUUUAAUGUUUUUUGUGUGCAAAAGUUUGGAACAUUUUUUCAGGGGAUACUCAAAACGUUUCCUUAAUUUUGAUCGCCCCUUUCGCUUAUUUGGAUUUAAGCAUGUCCAGCGAAGCGAGUCUGGCUUCCAAAUGGACGCGACCUGAUGAUUUCAUAAAGCUGCAGCGGCUCAAACAAAAGAAGAACAAGUUGGCCGCACGUGUGAGCAACAAUAACAACAAGCGGCCGGGACUCCAGGUGGACGAGACCGAUAAAACCAAACUGCUGGAGGCCAAACUAGCCCAAAAGAGAAAGAACCCAUUUGCCAAAUCCACAGACGAUGCCAAGAAGGUGCGAAUCGAUACCGAAGUGCAGGAGCUCGAAACUGUGGUCACCGCCUCCUCCUGCUUUGUACGGGAAACCCCCACGCGUCCACCGCCCGCCAAGUUCGUCCUCCAAAAGUAUGACCCGCAGGCCUUUGCCAAGCUCUUUCAGCAGCCCCAAAACAACGCCGAGGACGAGGACGAUGCGGAGUUGGCCGCCCGACAGAAGCACACCAGCCACUUACCAGUGGACUGGUCGCUGAAGACGCGAGCUCGCUUCUUCUGUCCCACAGAGCUGCCAGCCAUCCAGCUGAAGACCUCGCAGCUGGCCAGCGGACUCACCAGCUUCGUGCGCUGCAUGGAUCCGCAGCGCACAGAGAGCACGCUGGACAUCUCGGACGCCACGCGUUUUAACCAGUGCACCUACUACUGGCAACAUCCCCAUCUGCCCUGGCUGACCCUCUUUCCGCGCACUGCAAAGGAAAACGUGGGCGUGGUGGUGGGCGAACGGGAACGAAAGGCUUUGGCCGAGGAGUGGGACUAUAGCUUUCGCGGGCUGUUCCAAUUGUUGCGGGCUCGCCAGUGCCCAUAUUUCUACCUGUGUGCCAACACCUUCACAGUGCUGUUCCGGGCUGCGGGAGUGGGCGGUCGGGCGGAGAGCCACGCUCUGGUCACUCCAUCGACGCGGGGAAUGCGCCAGGCCCUCCGGCAGGAGGGGAUCGAGUUCAGCAUGCCUUUGAAAAGUGAGGCCAACGGAAACGCACUCGACACCAGCUUUCCCGAGGAAAGCACUAGUAGCUCCUUGGGCCCAGAAAACGCCGAUGAGGCACCCCCACCUGCUCAGGAAGACGAGGAUGAUGACGAGGACUGGCUGGAGAGUUUGGGCGUGGACGAGCGCGAGUUGAGACGCAUACAAUCCUCACAUGCCAGGAAGCAGCAGGCUGCCGAGAUGCGGGAGGAUUUCAGCGACAACUCCCUGCUCCUCAUUGAUGGCGUAGAAUGCCAGGGGUUCUUCAGUUAUCUUUUAAAUGCCAAGAGUGCCAUUAGCACAGUGGGCCGCCUGGCAGGUGUCCCUCCCACUCUCUUGUCGCCAGUGGCCUUUCCCAAGGCCACCAUGCAGCAUUUGGUUCCGCGGUCCAAGAAAGUCCGCCUAGACGGCGUCGACUACUUCAGUGUGGACAUAAAGGGCCUGAUCCUGCCCACAUUCCUGCCAAGCGUGGCUGAGUUGCUAUGCGAGACGCGCCAAAUGUUCAGUUCCACGUUGGCCAGCAGCGUCAACACACUGGCCUUCAGCAAGGCCACUCAAAAGCUGCUCGAGAGUCCGGAGGCGCCGCAGCCGGAUGGAGAAGGAGAGGAUGCCGCCGGGCAGGUCUUCGGUGAGCAGAAUCUAUCUGAGUGCGGGCUGCUACCAGGAGUGGUGGGUUCUAUCUGCCGUACUGGGCAACAUGCUGUUGGCCUUUUGGAGCGCGUUUGCUACCAAAGAGGCGAGGGAUAUGCAUGGAGUUAGGGAACGAAUUCACCACACUUGCGGCAUCGCAUUGAAGGGCAGCUUGCUUUGUAGCCUAAUUCUUAAUAUGUACAUUUUGUUACGUGAAAUAAAAUAUUGUUCUAGCCAA
Messenger RNA from Drosophila biarmipes, 1931 nucleotides. RefSeq names its product protein downstream neighbor of son homolog (gene hd). The coding region runs from base 116 to 1822 and encodes 568 amino acids. Gene Ontology annotation, biological process: nuclear DNA replication. Gene Ontology annotation, cellular component: nucleus. Lineage: Eukaryota; Metazoa; Arthropoda; Insecta; Diptera; Drosophilidae. The record is from RefSeq and is a predicted model, not a curated record. The transcript has 3 exons.